Molecule: messenger RNA, 1587 nt
Organism: Exophiala bonariae
Lineage: Eukaryota; Fungi; Ascomycota; Eurotiomycetes; Chaetothyriales; Herpotrichiellaceae
Exons: 1
Coding region: 1-1587 (528 amino acids)
Molecular function (GO): protein dimerization activity
Source: RefSeq, a predicted model, not a curated record
AUGGCGGACAGCAGAGUUUCCCUUUUGGCUGUAUGUCGCUCUCCACCAUCUCCCUCCCCUACCGGCGCAUUUGCUUACCUCGUAUCCACAGAUCAGCCAGAGAACAUACAUGGUCUCGGACUGCCCGAGUUCAUAACCCCAGGUCCUCCUCCCGGUCAACCUCUGCUUAAUGCCGACGAAAACCAAAACCUUGACAACUUCUUCCAUGACUUUGAUAGCAAUGCGAUUGCUGCAUUGAAGCCAGACCACCAUGCUCAAUAUAAUUUCACCCAGGGCCACCCUCAAUACUACAAUAUGCCACCCAUGUUUGUCGGCUCAGAUACUGGCCUGGCCCACCGCUCUGGCAUGGACCCCCACCAGUCGGGUGGGUUUCCAUAUGCCAAUAAUAUGAUGAACGACCACGACAUGGCACUCUUGGGCCAUCCUACCAAUAUUAAUGGUGCGAUGCAGACUGCUCAAUACGCCAACCCUUCAUUUUCCGAUCCCCUACUCGCUCAACUUCAAACUGCUGCUGCAAUGCAACCAACCUACCAUCACACUUGGCCCCAGCAAUUCCCUCAACCGAACGCUCUCAACAUGCCCAUGCAUGGUCGGACCGGUGUUCAAUAUGGCACCGACUUUCGUUUUCAACCGACGGGUUAUGCUGCACCAAAUGUUCCUUCAGACCCUGACAUGAUCCACCCUCUUCAUCCCAUGGAUAUCCUGGAGCCUACCAGCGGCUCCAACACUCAACCCAACACACAGCCUAACACACAGCCUAACACACAGCCUAAUACACAACCUUCGAGUCCUAUCUGGUCUAAAAAGAGGACAUUUGAGGAAUUCCAACAAGAGCCACCAUCCAGGAACGGUUACACUCCUUUACUCAAAACUCAGCUACCCGGGCCUUCCCAGUCAUCCAUUGCUGGCCCUAGCUCGCGAAAACGCAAGUCGGUCGUGAAGAGCGAACCUGGCCGAACAUCUCAACCUGCAACACCGUCAUCCAACAGCAAGCCACAGACCCCUCUGAACUCCAACACUCGGCCGCAACCCCAGUCUGCCGACCACGAUGACGACGCCGAGGCAGAGGAAGAUGACGAUGCCACAGCUGAACAACCUAAAUCACGAUCGCCUGCCCCUUGGCCUUCCUCCAAGGCACGCCCUCCGCGGGUUCACGUCCCACCACCACCCCCCAAACCCCCUCGCAAGAAAAAGUCCAGCACAGGCUCAAUAGCAACACCCGCAAAAUCAAAAUCAAAAUCCCAACGCACGACAACCACAACAGCAGCACAGUCCACCCAAUCGUCAAGGGUGCCAUUGAGCCUAGCCCAGAAGAAAGCCAACCACACAAACUCCGAGCAACGUCGUCGAGACGCAACGGCACGAUCCUACGCCGAGUUAUACGAUCUAGUACCAGAGCUGGAGGACCAGGGCAAGCAGAGUACGAUGAAGAAGCUGGAGCUCGUCGUCGCCAAAGUCCGUACCACGAUGCAACGCGUUGAGGAACUCCGGGUGAAAUUAGGCAUCGAUUCCGCUACGGGCAGACAGAUGGCCCCGCCUGGCGGAUCGAACUUGUUGCACGGCGAAAUCAAGGGCUGGCAGCAGUGA